Messenger RNA from Sinocyclocheilus grahami, 10626 nucleotides. Its product is annotated as zinc finger ZZ-type and EF-hand domain-containing protein 1-like. The transcript has 51 exons. Gene Ontology annotation, molecular function: calcium ion binding; zinc ion binding. Lineage: Eukaryota; Metazoa; Chordata; Actinopteri; Cypriniformes; Cyprinidae. Bases 253 to 8556 code for a protein of 2767 amino acids. The record is from RefSeq and is a predicted model, not a curated record.
UUGCCGAAUACUGGAGGUAAUACGCUAGGGGGCGUGUUUACAGCGCAGCGGGCGUCGCUGAGCUCACGGAAGGGACCAAAGUUUUUUGCUGACAAACAUGACGUCAAUUGGCGGAGCCCGUCAAUGCGGUAGUGACAGCGGAGGAGCGCACUGACUGGAAAAGCACCCUGCACUAAUCAACCCUGACACUAAAACUUAGCUUGAAACCUGGGCUGAAGGCGAUCGGAAGAGAGCCCGAGGCCGCAGAACACCAUGGGGAACGCGGAGGGCGGCUGUGGCGCCGGGAGCGGCGACGAUGAGGACGUAGAAACGGAGAGUCCCGUGUUCGCUGAGGGCAGCCCGGCCUCUGCGGCCACAGGCACCAGAACCGGCAACGGAGGAGGAGGAGGUGGUGGUGGUGGUGGUGGUGGAGGUGGAGGUGGAGGUGGAGGAGGAGCAGGAACAGCUGCAGGCUCCGGUCCGGGGAGAAGCGGAAGAGGUUCGGCGAACCCGCCGGCCCCGAGCUAUGGACUCCCCACUCCUGAAGCUCUGCUGGAGCAGGUGAAGCUGCGAGAGGCAGCGGCCCGUAUGAGCGACUCAUGGGUCGCCAUUUCGGAGUCGGUGCUGGCGCGCAACGAGAGCGCUCUGGUCCGCUGGCUGGAGGAGCGGCUGAGCCGCGGAGAGGAGUCCGUCACUCUGGAGCAGUUCUGUGAGAUGCUGGAGAGCAGAGACGCGCCCAGAGAUGAGUGCGAGGAGGCCUAUGGUCAGUUUGAUGCUGAGGGUGAUGGGAUUGUUGAUGUGGAGAGCAUGCUCAUGGCACUGAAAAACUCCAAUGGAGCCAACCUGCAGGGAGAACUCAGUCAUGUGAUCAGGCAGCUUCAGGUGUGCUCUUUGACUCCAGGGUUUGUGGAUAUCUUCUCCAAGUCCAAGGACCGUCUCAAAGCACAUGCUUCCAAAAUCCUGAAAUUCUUGCACCGGAAUCGCAUCCCCAGCAGCGCAAUCCCAUUCCCUGUGCUGGAAGGCUACAACAGCAUCUGCACCAUGAGGUCAUCUGUAGUGCAGGACUUCCUGGAUUACCUGCUGCAGAAGGAGAAAGAUCUAGACAUCCAGUACAGAGCUGAGCUCAAUCAUGACCCAGAUGUGGAUAAAGUGAAGGUGGUCACCCAGUGCUACAGCUUCAUCGAGGCUUCGUCCAAUAGUGCAGAUAUCAACAAGAUGACCAAUGGUGAGACCGUGUCUUUCUGGCAGUCGGACGGUAGCGCUCGCUCACACUGGAUAAGGUUAAAGCUGAAGCCAGACAUAGUUUUGAGACGCCUGGCCAUUGCGGUAGCUUCUAAUGACCACAGCUACAUGCCGCAGCUGGUGUCUAUAGCUGUAGGAAAGAACCGGCGCUCCCUGCAGGAGAUCAGAGAUGUGAGGAUCCCCAGUAAUGUCACGGGUUAUGUACCGCUACUGGAUAACGGCAACAUCAGCCAUCCUUAUAUUCAGAUAAACAUUAAACGCUGCCUUAGCGAUGGCUGUGACACACGUAUUCAUGGUCUGAAGACAAUGGGCUACCAGAUUACCAAGAGUAAAGAAGUUUCAGUAUCCGAUGCCUCCGCUAUAUGGUAUCUGUCGCUCCUCACGUCUCUGGUCACCGCUUCCAUGGAAACCAACCCUGUGCUUGCGCAGACCGUCCUACAGAGCACACAGAAAGCCUUACAGCACAUGCCGCCCCUGUCCUUAACGCCGUCUUCAAUGGAGUUCCCCAGAUUCCUCUCUGCAAACAUUCUGGAAGAGGUGGACGGCUUUUUACUGCGCAUAGCAGACUGCUGUGUGUCUCCUGACGCUGAGCUGACUCUGUUAGCGUUUGCUCUGGCUCGAGGCAGUGUGGCUAAAGUCCUCAUCUCUUUGUCUGGUGUCUGUGAGCAUCUGGACUCAGAGUACAGAGCUUCCUCACUGCUGGCCUCUAUGGCGUCUGUCCGGUUAAGACUACUCUACCGUAAUGGUAAACCCAUCCAGCUUCAUCUGCAAGCAUGUGAUGUGAAGAGUAAAGAGGAGAAGUCUGGCCCAGAAAACAUGCUGACGGAGCCCAACACUGGAGAUGGUUUUCUGACAGAGAAUGGAAAGAGGAAAGCCAGUGUGAUUCUGUCUACUGAAAACCAGAGCUGCUUCCAGGUCACACAGAUCAAGAUAAAAGUGCGUAAAGGAGCUAUUGGUGCUAAAUGUGGCUUGGUGUUUGCCUACAAUGACAGCGAGGCAUUUGAUGCAGAUAAACACUUCAAAAGAUUCAAAAAGUAUGACAGCUGGGACUACAAAGACUAUAAAGAAUUUGUCCAAGACAGCACAAGGAUAGAAGAGACCAGUGAGGACGAGCCCAUUGGCUGGUUUGAGGUGGAAGAGGACUGGAACGACGUGGAGAUCAAGCUGCAACAAUGCAGAGUGUCAAAAUUUCUGAUGGUGAAGUUCCUGUGUGCUAGGCAGGACACAGCAGAGCGGUUGGGGGUUCAGCAGAUGAGUUUCAGUGGUUAUUUGUGUCCACACUCUGAGCGGCUGGAGGAUGUGGACGAUCUGAGCGCUCAGGCCGAGGGGAGCAUUUCAGGCCUGGUUACGGGUCUCGCACUCAUGAAGAAAACCCUUUAUUUCGUCCAGCAGCUCACCAGAAAUAUGGAUGUGUCUCUGUCCAAGCAGAAGUCCCUGCUGGACUUCAGUGACCUCAGCAUGCUGCUGUUCUGGGACUUCUACCGCAAACUCAGAUCUAUUGAGGGAGAGGAGGCCAUAAAGACAAGAGUUCUCUUGCUUCAGCUGCUCCAGAACUGCUUCCCAAUGCUGCCCAGCCUGACAGAGUCCCAGUUGUCAGACAUCACAGCCUCAGCUUCAGCUUCAGCUUCAGCAGCACCCUCAGCCAGCACAGACGUGGAUCCUGCAGAAGCUGUCGGAGAGCUCUACAGUCACUUUUGUCAAGUGGUGGACGGUCCUGAAGGACAGACUGCAGUGGAGAAAGCUCUGAGAAAAGAAGCCGUGAAAGCCAUCCUCAGUGGAGCUGCCAUUUUCUUCCCUGACAAACAGAGCCGGAGGGACAAACUCUUUCACAUGAUGAAAAACAUAACUGAAGAAAAUCAGCCAGAGUCUGUUAAACUGACUUUUGAGUCUCUCUGCAGUUACUUCAGCGAUCAGGACCCGAAAGGUCUCCUCUUGCUGCCCUCUAAAGGAGCCCCAUCUGACUUUGACAUCUCACCUGUCCUGACCGUCAUGGACACGCUGCUCAUUGUGGCCACUAGAGAGUGUGAGGUGUUGAUGUUGGAUUCCAGAGGAGGGUCCAUUUGGAGGGUCCUGCUGUCUCUGUUCUGGGCUUUACAGGGCAGCCUGCUGUCCUGGUGCUUCCUGCAGCUCAAAGGAGGAACGGCCACCUCUGCUGAUCUGGCCAGGGAAAUCCUGCUGAAAUAUGUGGAACAGUUCCUGUCAGGUACCAGAGACAUACUGAGUCCUCUUAUUAAGCUCUUCUCUGGAGCUGACAUCAUAGAGAAACUCAGUGGAUCAAUUCUUGCCAUGGCAACAAGACAGCUGGCAAUCUUCCUGCUGGAGCUGUGCGCUCUGGAUAUUCCUCACUGUGUGCUGCUCAAGAGAUUCUAUCCUCUGGCAGACCUGCUCAAGAAGCUGUCUAGUGAUACAGAGGACAUCUUCUCUAAGGUUGAUAUGGAGGGCUGUCAGCAGACUCAGCAGCCUGUUGUAUUAAGGACGUGGCAUAUGGAGUCACCUCAUAACUAUGAGAACAGCAGACACGAGACCACCGUCUUUGUCUGUCCUGGUGCCACAUCCUUCGAGGUGGAGUUUGAUGAACAUUGUGAAACAGAGAAAAGGUAUGACUAUCUGGAAUUCACUGAUGCUAGGGGAGGAAAAGUGCGAUAUGAUAUGAAGGUCGACACGGAGAAAUGGCCAAAGAAAGUGACGUUUAAAGCAGGUCCCCAGCUGCAGUUUCUGUUCCACUCAGACAGCAGUAAUAACGAAUGGGGUUACAAGUUCACAGUGACAGCAUAUGGCCUGCCAGACGUCACCGUGUCCUGGACCUCAGAUCUGCAGCUCCUCGUGUCCAGGCUAAUGGGCCGUCUGGCCUCCCGCACCAUGGCUUUGAAAUCACCUUACGAGAUCCGUGGUGUAAAAGAGUUGCCUGCAGGCUUGAUGAACCAUGUCCUGUCCUGUCCUCUAUGGAAGCCUAUGUUCAGACAUGGUUUGAGUGGACUUCCUGGAGAAAAGAAAUUAGCCCUGGCCAGCUCAGACACCGACCCGGAAGAGCCAGCACCUUUGGGAGAUGAAUUGGUGGAAUUCCUUAAGGACUUUGCCUGCUGGGAUCCUUCGCAGGAUGCUUCUGAUGACAGGACGGAGUUAAUGAGGGCCCUUUUGAUGACCUGCAAGAAGCAGCCAAUCAGGAACGAGAUUGCUGCAGGCUCAAAAGUGGACCAGGCUGUGAACGCCGCAUGGGCGGCCAUGGUGUAUCACACACCAGCACUUCACCACAGUCUUAGGAGCUUUGUUGCUAAAAACGGCCAGAGCAGUCUUAGCGAGGACCUUUUGCAGGUCUAUGCCCUCACCGAUGGCAUCAGAACGUGGAUGUUGGAAAUGAAACAGCGCUACCUUAUGGGUAAAAUGAAUGGAGUAGAGGAAAAAGAAGAUGGACAGAAUGAGGUUACAAUGGAGUCACUUGCUGAAAUUUGCAUCAGUAGAAGUUUGUUCCUCUUCCGAUUCAGCCCAAGUGGAGGAACCUCUGCACUUCUGGAACAAGAGCCUUCCAGACCAGAAGAUGGCGCAUGUGCUGCUCCUCUUCUUCGAUCUGUUUCCACUUCAGAGGGAGACUUCCAGCCCAGCCCCUCUGUUCCCUCCAUCUCCCAGAACCCUGAGGCAGCAGAAGCAGCGACGCCCCCAGGGGCCAGUCAGCGUGACCAGAUGUUCUCCGCACCAGUGGAGGCUGGACCUUCCAGCAGCAUCAGUUCUCAGGGUGCCACGGGCUCCUCAGAAAGUCUUCAGUCUCAGACCGGAGAGCCUCUGUCCCCGUUAGUCUUCCCACGUAAAGCACCUUUCAGUCGGGGCCGCUUGAGGCUCCUUUCCUUACGAUCUAUGGAGGAGCCUCGCAUGGCACCACCUGUUAAAGAGCGCUUCCUGAUACUCAAACACAUCCUCAGCUUUAUGAAGGACAUGGUCAUUAAUGAGAACAGUUACUUUUCUCAGUUGGUGGGCAGCGGGCAGGACAUGAGGGAGCUGGUCAGACACUCGUAUCAUCAGCUGGUUCUCAUGCUAGUAGAGGCCGUGCAGAGCUUCAAUGCACUGAACGAGAAGGCCCUGCUUCCCGCCCUGUCAUGUGUGCAGACAUGUCUGCUGCAUUUGCUGGAUAUGAGCUGGGAAGCAGAAGAUUUAUCACUGUUUCUGGACAUCAAACUGCCUGAUCUUCUGCUCACCAUGUCCCAAGAAAACAUCAGUGUGCAUGAUAUUGCCAUCAGCCAGUGGACGGAGGAGGAUGAGAUCAUUGACUACGAGAGGAACACGGAAUGGAUGGAUGAGUGUUUGGAUGGCAUGUUUGAGAAAUGGUUUGACAAGAUCAGCCAGGCCUCAGUGGAGGACAAGAGAAAGAUGCACAUGUUCAUUGCACGCUACUGCGACCUGCUGAAUGUGGAGAUUUCAUGUGACGGCUGCGAACGGAUCGCACCGUGGCAUCGCUACCGGUGCCUGCAGUGUACAGAUAUGGACCUGUGCAAGACCUGCUUCCUCAGUGGUGCUAAACCAGAAGGCCAUGAGGAUGACCAUGAGAUGGUGAAUAUGGAGUAUGCCUGUGACCACUGCCAGGGCCUUAUCGUGGGCAGCAGGAUUAACUGUAAUGUCUGUGAGGACUUUGAUCUCUGCUUUGGCUGUUAUAAUGCCAAAAAAUACCCAGACAGCCAUCUGCCCACCCAUCGUAUCACAGUGUACCCUAUGGUCACCAUUCGCAUCAGUGACCGCCACAGACUCAUUCAGCCCUAUAUACAUAACUACUCCUGGCUUCUUUUUGCUACACUCGCCCUGUUCACAUCCGAGCUGAUCAGCGAGAGCGUGCAGGAUGGAGAGCCUUUGAAUGAUGUCAAGCUCGGUUACGCUAGGGCACUGCAAACCCACUGCUCUGACAUCAUCAAUGAUUGCCUGCUGAAGGGACAGACUGGGAAAGGUUUGCGAGCCUCUGCCCUGCUGUCACUGCUUUCUUCAAACGAAUCAGCCACAGAGAGUGCACUGUGUCCUGUGACGGCUGGUUCUUUUCAGGACAUCAGCAGCACAGACACCUCCUCACUUCCCAGCAGCACUACAGCUAUCUGCUCCCCACCGCUACCUACAGACAGAAAACCACAAAAGCAGGAGCCAGAUACAGAAGGGGAUGAGAAGAGAAGGAGGAAGCUUGUCUCUCAGGAUACGUCAGACUCAUCCAGUGCCAGUCAGACACCCUCUGUGUCUAGUGAAGACACACUGUCCCCUGGAGUCAGAGUUUCAGAGUCAAGUGGAGACACUAUCACAUCUCCUAACUCAGAGAACAUGGACGCAUAUAAGGACCAGGAGGAAAAGACAGCUCGGGGGCCGCUACAGGAACAUGUGUUUGCCGAAUGCUCCAGAGAGAGAAUUCUGGGAUUGUUGGCAGCCAUGUUGCCUGCAACCAAACAGGGCAGCUCACUAUCUUUGUCCAGCCUGAGUCCCAUCCUGCCACUGCUGUUCAGAGUGGUCAUCUCGAACGCUGGCUGUCUGAAUGAAACAUACCACCUGACACUAGGUCUUCUGGGACAGCUUCUGUUAAGGAUCUCUCCUGCGGAAGCUGAUGCAGCUGUGGCAGAGGCACUGACCGACAAAUUUGAGUUACUUACACUCGGAGAUGGAGCAGCGCUUGAUGUUCCUGGCUGGAAGACCACUCAAUUGCUCUUUAGUCUGGGAGCAGUGUGUCUAGACAGUCGUAUUGGUCUGGAUUGGGCGUGCUCUGUGGCGGACAUCUUGCGAAACCUGAAUAUUUCUUCUCAGUGGUGUGCUGUUGUGGCAGCGUUCACUGAUCACUGCAUCCAGCAGUUACCACAACAACUCAAGAGAACCAACCUCUUCACUUUGCUGGUGCUCGUGGGAUUCCCUGAGGUGCUGUGUAUGGGGACUCAGGCUGUAUUCAUCGAUAAUGCCAACGAACAACACAACGUGAUUCUGCUCAAGCACUUCACUGAGAAGAACAGAGCUGCUGUGGUGGACGUCAAGACUCGUAAGAGGAGAACAGUGAAAGACUACCAGUUAGUCCAGGCACAUGAGAGCAGCAGCAGGAAUGAUGCAGAGUCUCAUGAGGGGCAAGCUGUGUCCCCGACCUCCGCCCACAUGAGCCGCUACCUGAAGAACUUCACCUCUAUUGUGAGUCACCUACUGCAGGUCGGGGUGGAGAGCAGCGUCCAAGAUGCUGUGGAGGCCAUCUGGGUGCUCUCACUCGCUCUUAAAGGACUCUACAACACUCUCAAGAAGCAUGGGGUGGAUCAAGCCCAAGAGGCCAUCCAGGGCUCUGGCCUGAUGCAGCUUCUGGUCCGUAAGUGCAGCAAGGGCACAGGCUUCAGCAAGAUGUGGCUUUUGCGAGACCUAGAGAUCCUCUCCAUCAUGCUUUAUUCCUCCAAGCGAGAGAUCCACUCCAUGGCAGAGGAUGCAGACACCGAGACCGAUGGAGAGAAGGAGAGAGAGAAAGAGCAUGACUCGGAUCACUCCAGCUGCUGCGCUGAUGAUGCCGAUCCAAACAGACCGGAUCCACUGGAAGGACUGGAUGAAGAGACAAAGAUCUGUUUCCAGAUUACCCAUGAUGCUCUUAAUGCCCCACUGCACAUCUUGAGAGCCAUGUAUGAGCUCCAAAUGAAGAGAACCGAUUCUUUCUUCCUUGAGGUGCAGAAAAGGAAUAACAUCUGCUUAAUGCAUGUAAAUUUUAUGGCCAGCAGCAGUGACUUCCUGCAGGACCUGCAUACUUUCAGUGGUUCUCACCAGAAAUGGACCGACUUUGAGAUUCCAGGGGACACUCUCUACUACAGGUUUAUAUCAGAUAUGAGUAACACAGAAUGGGGCUACAAGUUUACUGUGACUGGUGGCCAUCGAGGGCGCUUCCAGACUGGUUUUGAGAUCCUGAAGCAGAUGCUAGCUGAUGAGCAGGCGUUGACUCACCUCCCGCUGGCUGACAUCUGGGAGUGGCAGGUGGGCGUGGCCUGUCGGCAAACAGGAAACCAGCGGCUGAAAGCCAUUCACCUGCUGCUGCGGCUCCUGCAGUGUCCGUCUCAAUGGGGUUGUGACCUUACACUUCUGCGGCCGCUGUGGCAGCUCUUCACUACUAUGGAGAGUGGUUUGAUUCAGGACCCCACCAGCAUCACGGUCCUCCUUCCUCUCCAUCGCGCUCUCACUGAGCUCUUCUUCAUCGCUGAAGCCAAGGCCAUGGAGCAGGACAUUCUGCAGGAGUACCUUCUUGCUCUCACUACCAAUGAACAGCUAGUAGUGCGCACUGCACAGGCGCUGAAGAACAUCGCAGCCAUCAGCCUGGCCAUUAAUUACCCAAAUAAAUCCACUAAGCUGCUCAACCUGUCCCCGUGAAAGAGGGAUGAAAGAGAGAUCGAGAUGAGAGAAGGGAAACUUGCCAAAGGCCCAAGGGAAUGGCCUUCUGCGCUCGACGGCUGUGGCAGGAGCGGGCCACAUAUCGUCUUCCAGAAAACCCACCCCUGUGCUGUUUAAUCAUAAAGUGGGGGGCACGGCAAUCUCAUGUCUCUUAAUAAUCGUUAUUUCUCAUCUGGUUUAGGCAAAGAUGGGGGGGGGGCGUUUCACUUUACCUCCGCUUUAACCAUGCGAGUUUAGUGGGCUAUGCCAAAUUAGUUUUUUCACCCAUAUGCACAUAAGUUUUUUUUCUCCAUUCCUUCGUUUUCUUUUUCGGAGAAGCCACUGUGGGCAAGACAAUCGAUCAAAGUGAAAGCAGGUCACCUUUUUCCCUGCCUCACACACUCUCCCUGGAUUGCCUAAAAAUACGAAGCUGCCGGCGCAGUCUCAUCCUUCAAAGUGGCCUGAGACUUACGACGAAUAUAUCGAUAUCUAUCCGAAACCGUGGGGCCUUCUCUCUGUUCACCCUCAGUGGAGCCUGAGCUGAUGUUUGUUCAGUACUAGCAGCUAGCAGUUACACUCGAAAACCACAUGCUUCUAGACAAAUGUCAGCUGAUGUUUGUGAGUAGGUAAAAAAAAAAAAAAACAAGUUUGACGUGCCAUGUGAGUCCAGAAGUCGCUGUUUGCCUUACAAGUGCAGCUCAAAGUGAUCUGGCAACUGAUUGUGGGUAAGUUAGCAAAGUUAUAACACGUCCUAGUAAAAGGAAUGUCAGCGCUUGUCUUACAUUAUCAUGUCCCAGAUUCUCAACUCACUUAUGCUGCAUACCACCAGGAAAUAUAGAGCAUUAUGUACAGAAAUAUCACUUUAUGUUGUGCUGCAUGCAACACUGGACUAAACCAUGAUGUCCAUUACUGUUAGUGACAUAUCGGUUGGUGUAUUCUGUAAUAUUAUUGCAGUUGGAGACAUUCUGUUUGAUCGGUUGAUCGACAGAGAAUUGUGGGUUUAGUGGAUGGUCUUAAGGUGCAGGAAUUGAUAAUCAUAAUCUUCAUUGAUCUAUUGAGACUCACCAGUAUUUUAACUGUGGUGACAUGGAUACGGUUAUGGAAGUUGUGUUGCUUUAAAAUAUCUAUUUAUUAUUAUUACAGGGACAUUAUUGGGUGAAUUUCGAGUGAAGCGUUUGAUUGGCUAAUAGAAAGAUUUGUUGCCGUUUUGAAGGUCAGGUAAAGGCUGUUCUUAGUUCUAACCAAUGUUUAUCUAAAUGUCUUUUUUUUUUUUUUUGCCCUGUAGCCAAACAUUUCUGUUUUUUAAAUUAAAUAUCUUAGUAGUAUUUUUUGUUCUUGACGGGUAUUCAGAUUUUUUGUUCAGUUUGAUUUCAUUUUAGUGGGAAAGGAAUUGAGACAAAUGGUUAUUUAUGCCAAAGAAUCAUUAUUGUUUGAAAGAGAAGCAUCUAACGCAAAGAAAUUCAUCUUUAUCUUCCUGAAGGAGGCUCUAAUGAUGGCGUGGUCGGUGGUGGUGUUAUAAUAGAAAAGAAGGUUGAAGUGAUCCUUUAGUCCUCACUAUGUUUGUUUACAUGAGUACUAGCAUGGAGCACUGGCUACAUUUGGUGCCGCUGCUGAGCCUCAGUUGGGGUGGGUUUCUAAAUGUCUGCCAGGAAAACUUCCUGUCGCUUUAAAGCCUCAGAUAUUAACAAACGAUGUGCCUAUGUUGAAAAUGAAGCUAUCUUCAUUUAAUCUUCAUGUCAUUGUAAAGGUCCUCUCUUCAACUCUAUUUUUAAAGAAAAUUAUAUAGUUUAAUUUGGAGUAUAUCUAUCUAUUUUAUUUUUAUGAAUGUCUUUUUUUUUGUUUCAGAGCUCAUGGCUUCAAUUGCUUUGAAUUUGACAUGAAUGUAUAUAGUUGUGAAUAUGGAUAAUUGCAUAAAUAAUUCAUAUGAAAAUGAUUUUUCAUGUCAGCCCCCCACGUUAAAAGAAAUGUCAGAAUGGUGUACUAUAUUGUUGUAAGUUUACACUUGAUCCUUUUGAAUUGAUUUGCUAUGUCACACACACACACAAAAAAAAGAAACAACAAAACUGCUUU